Branchiostoma floridae (Florida lancelet) is the source of this 1869-nucleotide messenger RNA. RefSeq names its product von Willebrand factor D and EGF domain-containing protein-like. The record is from RefSeq and is a predicted model, not a curated record. Bases 1 to 1869 code for a protein of 622 amino acids. Lineage: Eukaryota; Metazoa; Chordata; Leptocardii; Amphioxiformes; Branchiostomatidae. Gene Ontology annotation, cellular component: extracellular matrix. The transcript is spliced from 10 exons.
AUGUAUUCUAGUGACAGCGUGCCUUGUCCAAAUGAUGAAGUGUACAACGUAUUCCAUCGGACUUGUGGAAAUAUCAUCCCGUUGUUCUCAGACAACCCUGUCCUCCACCCUCCUGAGUAUGACGUCAGCGCAAAUCAAGUGACGUUUACGUGUGAGGUCCAAUACGACCCUGAUGACGUCACAGCCUGGUUUGACGUCAUGUUCCUGUUCGAUAAUGAGUACUUUCCGGACGUGCCUAACGUGACCCUGACGGCCGGGAAAAGGCGCGCAAAGAUGGACGCCAGUCAUCUGGGUCUGAACCAGCUGUAUCCAAACUUGCCUGUCACCUGGCCGUCCAAGAUGGGGAAAGCUGUUUCAUGUCAAGUGAGGUCAUACUGGGAAGAUACCCCGGAUGUAAAAAGUGAGUGGCGUCAAAGCAACUCUUACUGGGCAGGCAUUGAGGCAGAAAACGUUGUUGUCGUCGAAGAGUCUGCUGACCACUACAAGUUUGAGCUGACCAGUACCGUCCCGUUCGUCUGUAGAGGCGGGGUGCAAAGGGCCGGGCAGUGUUACGUAGACGUUCCCCUGGCCUUCGACGGAAACGACGACGACGUCUGCGUAGCUGAAGGAUGUCACGUGAGAUUCUACGCCGAAAGGUGGUCGGAUACGGAACAUAGACUGAAAGCGGAGGCCAUCUUGGUUGCCGUAAAAGAUGGCCAGUGGGACGGAGACAAGCACAUGCUCAUCAACUUUGGACGGAUCACUCACGCUCCGGUGUCGAUCAGAGAACCUCACAUCUUCCACGGCUACACGCCUCAGUUCAACAUCCAGGUCCGAACAGUGGAUUCCGUCGAGGCAUCGUGCACGUAUUCUGGCGAUCCCCAUGGCAUUACGUUCGACGAGCUCACAGGGAAUUGGCUUAAACAAAUCCACGUGAUAUUACCUGGGGAAUUCGUUCUCUACAGGAGUACAAGACCAGGCCGAAAGUUCGAAGUCCACUCCCGACACAGACGGUGCCGCUGGGAUUUCGACAUCUCCUGUAACUGCGGCGCGGCUAUCCGCGAGGGGAACGACGCCGUGAUCGUUGACUACUGCCACAGGACUUCACCAAUGAUCCGGUACAAAACAGCUACAGGAGGGCCGCUCUCUCCGGGCGUUGUAGUCAACCAGGACAGGAAUGGGCGGUACAUCAGGGUUACGAUGCCUUCUGGGGCCUACGUGGAAAUCAUAGGCUCUGGUUUCGUCACCCUCCGUGUCCACGCGCCGGGGAUAGACAGGGGGUACACCGAGGGGCUCUGUGGGACCUUCGACGGGAACCCUGCCAAUGAUGCCAUGAUGCCGGACGGUACCAUUUCUAGCCACCACAUCUGGCCGGACUGGCACAGAGACUUCUCCUAUGCCUGGCGAAUCCAACCCGGACAGAGUCUGUUCGAUGUUGAGUGUCUAGACGAGGUCAGCAGCCCCGUGUCCGAGUCCGAGUUCUGCACGUGUGGGGAGGGAAACAGAAUCGAGUGUAGCCCGACUAAAACACGCAAAACCAACAACCUGAACGCCGUUUUCAACACCAUCCAACCACACCAAGACGUAAGGAACAGGAUCUGUGCAAGGAGAAGAAAGAGGGACCUGGACAACAUCGAAGACGACCCAGACUUGUAUAACGACGACGUUGACACGACACAGUACGAGUUCGACUACGCCCUGGACUCGGAGCCGGUCGUCAACAGCAUGUGGCCUACUCCGAACAGAGGAAUAACAGAGGAGGAAGCGAGAGGGAGGUGUCAAGGAGGAAUCUUGAACCUGACCAUCGCUGAAGACUGUCGGGAUGUGUACGGUGUUGACAUAUUCUCUGGAGUAGACUUCUGCAUGGCGGAUGUAAAGGUGAGUCUCUAA